Messenger RNA from Soboliphyme baturini, 354 nucleotides. The record is from the annotation of a GenBank genome assembly. NCBI's taxonomy places the organism in Eukaryota, Metazoa, Nematoda, Enoplea, Dioctophymatida, Soboliphymatidae.
AUGCACUUUCAGAAUGAUUACUGGUCUUCACAUCUGUCCACGGCUUCUUUAGUCGGUCUCUACAACGUACCAGUUAUGGCAAGGUUACGGCCUUAUCGGCAUCGAACUUCAAUCACUAAGGUUAUUCUUAACUGUGUGGUUAUUUUGGUUCUUAGUUCAGCUCUUCCAGUGCUCACAAGGGUUACAGGUGUUUCAAGUUUCGAUCUGCUCGGUCAUUAUGGCCGUCUGGAUUGGUUAGGGAAUUUUUAUCUGGUCCUUGCAUAUAAUUUAGUCUUCAUGGUUUUGACCGCCAGUUCUCUGGUGAUAAAACUAACUGCAAGUGUCAGGCGGAAACUAAUUAGUGGAUUUUUGUGA